Molecule: messenger RNA, 1530 nt
Organism: Mustela erminea (ermine)
Lineage: Eukaryota; Metazoa; Chordata; Mammalia; Carnivora; Mustelidae
Gene: RAP2C
Product: RAP2C, member of RAS oncogene family
Exons: 4
Coding region: 614-1399 (261 amino acids)
Biological process (GO): negative regulation of cell migration; Rap protein signal transduction
Cellular component (GO): plasma membrane
Molecular function (GO): GTPase activity; GDP binding; GTP binding
Source: RefSeq, a predicted model, not a curated record
GGCCAGCUGGAGGCAGACCUGGGGACUUCGCUGGACGGAUUGCAGCAGCCCUAAGUCGAGGAGAAAUUGAACGAAACUGUCCUUUGGAUACUGACUAUGAAGGAUGGCCGUUAAAACAAACUUUAUCGUGGAAGAGCCAGCCAUGCCAGCUGCCGCGUACAGAUAAUGAAAGAUUAAAAGCAGUUAGUCUCCUAGGCCUGAACAGUUUCCCAUCGACUCUCCCUGAGUAUUGCCUACCCUUCCUUCUGUGUAGAGUGGUUAGAAUCAAAUCGGGGCAAAACCCAGUUACUCUAAAAAGACUGCUUCUACUCCUGUUGUUUUUGAGCCUUGCGAUAAGAAAGGAAGGAGUGAGUUUGGCCUUUGCUGGUGGAGUCAAGCAGAGUUGCCAAAUGAUAAAAGUACUGUGUGUGUUUAAUUAUUUGUCAGGCAUGGCGGUGGCAGACCCAUCACAAACGAAAUCAGAGCAACAGUGAAGUCUAAGGGUAGUUCGCACGCGCUCCUUAGAGCAACAUUAAGUGACGGAAAUAGCAGCGAGGAAAAUAAAGUUUCUUGGCCGCUUUAUUUUCCGGGUCCCUCGCAGCCCGGGGAUGUCCGGCGCUCUCCCGAUGGCCAGAUGAUUCGCGGCCGUCCCGCCCCGGCCAACCAGCCGGCGAGUCCUCGGGCCGCCGAGACGCCCAGGGGCUUCGGCGGGUUUGGCGUGGGACUGUCAGCAGCAGCGGCUGCGGCCGGGGAAAGGAAGGCAGUCGGAGGCUCUCCCAGAGGCCCUCUGCCAAGGCCGCGGCCGCGACCCGAGACCGUCCCCCGCCGAGGUCUCGCUCGGCAGGGCGCGGCCCCAGCGCCGCCCGGCUCGCCCCGGAGAGGUGGGACUUUCCCCACCGGAAGUGAUCCCGGCCCGUCUCGGGGAACUGGGGCACCUCAGCCAGUGUGUCAGGGAAACCCUUCCGGGCCGGACGACGCCCGCGGGAGCCGCGGCCCAGAGACCCGCCCGGGCGGCAGUGACUGGAGCCGAGCCCACAGGCCCGGGCCGGCCCGGCGGCGCGAGCAGGAAGCGGGGUCCCUGGGCCCCUUUGUGUGUGCAGGGCGGGGGAGGGGUGCCGGGCCGCCCCUGGCCGCGGGGGGCUCCCGUUUCGCGGCCCCCACCGCUUCCCUCGGGGGCGCGGCGCGUCUCCCCACCCCGCCUCUCCGGGCUUGCCCUCCUCCCCACGCCCCCUGCCUGGGCUUCGGUUCCUAUAGGAAGGGCAUCGCCACCUCAUCCCCACCCACCCGACACUUGGCUCAUUCCCCUCCCCCUCCUCUAACUUCCUCUUCUUCCCCCGUUGGGCCCUCUGCCUCUCCGCACUCUCCUCCCCAGUUCGCAGAUUUCCGCCCACCUUCCGCCUCCCCGAGCCGCCGCGGCUAGCGGGGUGUUCUUUUCCCUCCCUCUGGUAGGAGUUGCUGAAGAUUUCUACCGCAAAGAGAUCGAAGUGGACUCUUCCCCCUCCGUGCUGGAAAUUCUGGACACCGCAGGAACUGAGCAGUUUGCCUCCAUGA